Pocillopora meandrina is the source of this 1005-nucleotide messenger RNA. The record is from the annotation of a GenBank genome assembly. NCBI's taxonomy places the organism in Eukaryota, Metazoa, Cnidaria, Anthozoa, Scleractinia, Pocilloporidae.
AUGUUCCCAAACUUGAGUUUAAAACUGAAUGGUUCCCAUUCUUUGGUGAGGACAUCGAGCUGUUUCGAUCCUCCGGCAAAGAAAAUUGGUGAGACUUUCGCUCUUUGCCUAUCAUUUGUUGUUUCAUUGGGUGGUAACAUCGUUAUCGGUGUAAUUGUCAACAGAACGAAAAACAUGAGAAGACCAAUCAAUUUUUUCAUUGUCAACAUGGCCAUGUCUGAUCUCCUCUUUUCGAUUAUCCUGUUACCGCUCAGUGUAACCAAAAGAUUAUUGGACUCCUGGACGAUCGGUGGUUCUCUUGGCCAAACCUUGUGUAAGCUGGUUGUCUUUUUACCAUAUGUCUCUGUAACUGUGUCCUUUCAAAGUAUGGUUCUAAUAGCAGUGGAUCGUUUUCUAGCUGUGUUAUUUCCUCUCCGAUCACCUUUCAUCAGCUCAAAGCUCUGCUUAAUUCUUAUUUUAGCCACUUGGAUUAUUGGGAUGAUCACGUGCACUCCAUUUCUCUUCGAGUCUACAGUAGUUCUCUAUGACUCGCAUAGAACACAAACUUGUAACGUUUGGGUGAAUAGUGCUUUUGGUGUUUACGCAGUUUCAGUUUUCAGUAUCCUAACUUUCUUGACUUUGAGUUUUAUCACCAUGCUCUACAUUGUCAUGUAUUCGAGGAUCAAAUCGGAGAGGAUUCCUGGAGAACACUCGGUGGACAUCCAAAGGCAAAGAGUUAAAAGAGAGCAAAACUUGCUUAAGUUGAGCAUGACUAUCGUCAUAGCCUUUACAUUUUGCUGGCUGCCAUACAAUAUUAUCCUGUUACUCCCCUACCUCCAUAAUUCCAAUUUAUCCGUUUCCUGUGUCUUCAGUAGCUUUGCAGCUGCCGCGAGAGUUCUGGCUCAGUUCAGUUGCGCCAUAAAUCCAUGCGUAUGCUUGUUUUUCAGUAGAAAUUAUUCUAGGGGACUGAAGAUCUUUAUCAGGUGUGCUAAGCACGAACUUGGAGGAAAUCAGUUCGCCCCAUAG